AUGAAUUUAACAAAUAUUAACGAAGGUAAUAGCAAUGAAAAUAUAGACGAAUCACAAUUUACAAUCGAAAAAGUGGAAGGAAUAUUGAGGUCAUUUUAUUUUCCGCAAAAUAAUGAUUAUAGUAAUUUACCAAGAAUUCAAGAAUGGUUGAUGUUAUUUCAAAGAUCAUUUUCAGCAUGGUCAAUAGCUCCUCUAUUAUUAUCUUCAAAUGUUAGAGAAAUUCAAUAUUUUGGAGCAUCAACAAUCGAAAAUAAAAUUAAAACAAGUUGGUUAUCAUUAAAUACAGAGUUAAAAGUAGAGUUUUUAGAUAGAUUACUUGUUUUCCUAAAGACACAGUUAUCAAAUUGUUCAACCAUAUCCAUCACUAGAUUGUGUUUAGCAGUAUCAGUAAUAGCAUGUCAUUCCACACCAGACUUAUGGUCAAACCCAAUAUUAGAUGUUUUACAAUUCUCUUUUCCCGAUAUUAAUAAUUUAGACCAAUUUAAUCCAAAUUUAAUAAAUUUAACCUUAGAGCUUUUAACAAUUUUCCCAGAAGAAUUAUUAAAUGCAGAUUAUAUCACACAAGAAAAAAGAAAUAAAGUUGGAUCAUUAUUUGGCAAAUAUAGCCCAAAAGUAUUCGAGGUUAUUUCAAAAAUUAUGACACUGCCGCAUAAUCAACAAACUACAGCAUUUAAAAAAUUAUCAUUGAAAAGUUUUAAAAGUUGGAUAUUGUUUGAUUGUUCCCCAAAGGAAUAUUUAGUUGAUAGUCAAAUUUUAACCACAUGUUUUGAAGCAGUCUCAAGUAAUUUACUAUUGGUAGAAGAUUUUUUAAUGGUAUUGGAUGAAUUAUUUACUUUGAUGGGUGGCAAAAUAUUUAGAAGUUAUUCAAAUUCAUUUGACUCAAUAUUAGAAAAAAUUUUAUCCAUAUUUCCACAAAUUUAUAUGUUGGCUUUAAAAGAAGAGAACCAAAUAUUUAAUCAAAUUUUUUUAUUAUUUACACACAUAGCAGAGAAUCAUAUAAAAUUAUUAUUAAAGAAUCCAAAGCUAUCAUCUGGAUAUUUUAAAGCACUUGUGGAGAUGGCCCUAAAAGGUGAUUUUGAAACAUGUGAAUUGUUAGCACCGGUUGUUACAGAAAUUGUAUCUCUCUCUGAUAAAUCUGAUAUUAGUGGAUGGUAUCAAUUCUUAUUAGAAAUUGUAGAGAUAUUUCGAUUAAAGUCCAUGUAUCCAAUAGAUCAAGAUAUAUCAUCACUUUAUUUAGAAGAUCAAGAAAAGUUUUUCGCAUUUCGUCAGAUAGCAGGUGAUGUCUUAUUGGAUAUUUUUGCAAUUUUAGAGAAUCAAGUAUUACAGCAACUAUUAAAUCAACUAUGGUCAGAUAUUCAAUCAUACCCAAACAAACAAACUUGUUGGCAAUCAAUUGAAUCUACCGUUUAUUUAUUGGGUUGUCUUUCUGAAGGCAUCACUGAAAAUGUCGAUUUUAUACCCCAACUAUUUUCUUUACUCGGUCAAUUGCCAAUUCAAUCAACUCCCCUAAUUAAAAGUACAAUGAUUUUAGCUGGUAAAUAUUCAAAUCUAAUGGAUAAAAGUACUCAAUUUUUAGAAAAGAUUGUGCGUGACUUCUUUCCUGCUUUUACAAAUCCAGAUUUAAAGUCUGUUGCAAGUCAAUCGUUUUUAUCAAUUUCAAAAAAUCCCAAAUGUGCUCAAUUAUUAUCAACUGGAAUCAAUCAAUUAAUAGAGUUAUGCUCACCAGUAUUAUUAAAAAAUAAUAAAGUUAUCAUCGAUGAACCAUCAAAUUUUUUUAUUAUUGAAGCAUUAUUAUAUAUAGUUUCGGUUCUUCCAACAAAAUCAGAUAUUUUAAACUAUUCAACACAGUUAUUAUCACCAUUUAUAUUAUAUAUGAAACAUUAUUCAAUACUAUCUCAACAAGAACAACCAAAUGAAAAACCAAAUACUCAGUUAUUGUUAUCAUCAUUAAAUUUACUUACAGAUUUUUGCAAAGUUUAUGACGAUGGAGGUGAGCAAACUCUUACCGAUGAAGAGCAAAAAGAAAAAGAUGAUAUAAAUAGGCCAGUAUAUCAAAUUAUAAAUCAUAUCAUAUCGAUAAAUGGUGAUUUAUUAGGGCUAAAAAAAUUAGAUAAUUCAAUUAUAGAGGCAAUUAGUAUUUUUUAUAAGAAAGCAAUUUUAAUUUCAUAUAAUUCAAAUAUUGCAGAAAUUAAUAGACAAUUAACAAUGGCAUUUAAUCAUACUCCACUUAGCAUUGUUUUAAAUUCACUAUCGAUGUCGAUUGCCAGUUUACCUAAUCAACAACCUUUUGGAUUUUUGGUCGAAUCAUUAGCAUUAAUUACAAAUAAAAUGGUAGAUAUUUGGAAGAACCCAUCAAAACAAGAUAACCCGAAAAAACAUGCAGAUUUCGAAACUAUUAAUCAACAACAAAAACAAAAUCAAUCAUUUUUAGCGUCAACAAAUUUAAAUGAAUUUUUAAAUUUCAAUUUAUCAAUUUACCCAGAUAUCACCAAAGAAUUCUUUUCAUUAAUAGGUCAAUAUAUUAAAUAUAAUGUAAACUCAAUACCUAGCGGAGUUAUUUCAUACUUAUUCUCUAUAGUUUUAGCAAAUAUUACAAAUAUAAAUGAUAAGAUUACUGCGCGUGCUUGUUUGUCUUUUUUAUCGAUCACUAUUACCAAAACUAAGGAAAUGAAGGACGAAACAAAUUGGCAAUCUUUCUUUGCCGAAGUAAAUAAUUGGUUUACAAUCCACGGCGAUAUUUUAAUAAGACAAAUUUUAUUCUCUGCUGGUGGGGGUGCUCCAAGAAGCCAAAUUCAGUUUGUAGCAGAAGUGAUAGCUUCUUUAACAUCAUCAUAUCCCGACCUAUUUAGACAAUCAGCUUUAAAAAUUUUAUCUGUAGAUGGAUUCCCCUCAAAUCAUAUCACAAAAGAUCAAAAAGAGAAAUUCUUGAAUUCUUUAAUGUCAUAUAGGAACAAAAAGCUUCCAACAAAAAUUAUUCAAGACUUUAGUUUAGUUUCAUUAGGUAUAAGUAAUAAAACAAUCUAG
Dictyostelium purpureum is the source of this 3024-nucleotide messenger RNA. RefSeq lists its product as uncharacterized. Gene Ontology annotation, biological process: protein import into nucleus. Bases 1 to 3024 code for a protein of 1007 amino acids. The record is from RefSeq and is a predicted model, not a curated record. Gene Ontology annotation, molecular function: small GTPase binding. NCBI's taxonomy places the organism in Eukaryota, Evosea, Eumycetozoa, Dictyosteliales, Dictyosteliaceae. The transcript is spliced from 5 exons. Gene Ontology annotation, cellular component: nuclear membrane; cytoplasm.